CUUCCAUCUCUCUCUCUCUCUCUCUUCUUCUUCUUCUCUCUCUAUAUUUGCAGUGCGUGCUGUCUGGAAAGUGGAUUUGACAAGGCGACCAACCGUCCGAUCUUCUCACAUCUCUUCUUCAUCAUCUGAAUGAACUCAGUCCUUGUUCAAAUCGAUUAAACUACGAGAAUCUCCAUUCUAUGGAAAAACAGCUUAUGUGAAAAGAUCUGGCCUUAAUAUGGACUGGAUUGGGAAGUGGGACUGGGAAAACCUGGUCAUGUUUAAUCCGAAUUCCAUUGAUUGUCCUAGAAAGAAUCCGACAGACUGGGGAGUUGAAGAAGAGAAUGCAACAUCAUUUCACAUAUCUGGUGGAGGGGUUUGUUCAGGCUCAGAAUUGGGACAUGGUUCUUCAGCAAGAAGUUCAAUAUCAGUUUCCACUGAUUCAUCAUCAAAGAAUGCAAUCAACGUAUCAAAGACAAUAGUUCAGCCACCUCGAAAGCAUUUGGUACAAACUGAGCAAUCUGGAAACCCUAGAAUUGCUUAUGGUAGUGAACCAGUGAUUGGUUUGAAACUUGGGAAACGUACAUAUUUUGAAAAUAGUUCAACAUCUACUACUACUAAUCCUGUUUCAUCUGUGUUAUCGACUAAGAAAAUCAAAUCAUCUGGUCAAAGAAUACCUUCUCCACGAUGUCAAGUCGAAGGUUGCAAUCUCGAUCUCUCGUCAGCUAAAGAAUAUCACCGCAAGCAUAGGGUUUGUGAUGCCCAUUCAAAGUGCCAUAAGGUGGUUGUUGGUGGCCUAGAUAGAAGAUUUUGCCAACAAUGCAGCAGGUUCCAUAGCUUGUCGGAAUUUGAUGAAAAGAAACGAAGCUGCCGUAGAAGGCUCUCUGAUCAUAAUGCGAGGCGACGCAAACCGCAUCAAGAAGCUAUCCAGUUCAGUUCAACUAGAGUAUCUGCUCCAUUCUUAGAUGGGGGACAUCAAAUAAGUUUUAUAUUGAACAGUGCUCCUGUUCUUGAAGGAAGAUCAUAUGAAAUUCCUUUAUGGGAAAGCACAUGUAGUAGCAGCUCCUCUAAGUUUAUGUUAACCAAGGAAUACCCAUGGAAAUCUGAAGGCUUUCAACCCCCGCAGCCUCCAAUUUGGCAAGGUUCCGAUCACUUACAAUCCAAGGGCACCGCCAGUUCAAUUAUGAGCCAAGGUUUGAAGAAAUCGAUAGCAUCUUCUUGUGACUUGGUUCCGGAUAAUAAUAAUAAUCACUGUGCUCUCUCUCUUCUGUCAACUAAUAAUAACGGUUGUCAACCGUCUAAGCCAGCAAAGUUUCCAUUGGACUGCCCUCUUCCAUCGAUGAUGACGAGGGCAGCCCCGUCUUUUCCAAUGGCUUCAUCGGUUACUCAGUACUGGCAAACUGCCCCUGAUUCUGCGGUUCUUGAAGAAAUACAGCUCCUAAAGCAACAACCAUCUUACUACACUGACAUCUAUUCCAACAUUUUGAACAAAUGAAAGUUAUUUGUCGAUUUGGCUUCUUCUUUAACUUUUGCUUAGGUUUUUGGAGAAUCAUGAACCAUCAUCAUGUCUGUUCUUCUGUCUUAGCUAUUGUUAUUUUUUAUUUGUACUGGAUUCGAUUUUAGGUUUUUGUAUCGAUAAACAUCAAACUUGCAAUUUUUAAUGAGCAAUCGGCAUAUUUUAG
Impatiens glandulifera is the source of this 1661-nucleotide messenger RNA. Its product is annotated as squamosa promoter-binding-like protein 12. The transcript is spliced from 5 exons. Gene Ontology annotation, molecular function: DNA binding. The record is from RefSeq and is a predicted model, not a curated record. The coding region runs from base 218 to 1474 and encodes 418 amino acids. NCBI's taxonomy places the organism in Eukaryota, Viridiplantae, Streptophyta, Magnoliopsida, Ericales, Balsaminaceae. Gene Ontology annotation, cellular component: nucleus.